AUGGCUGUUGGUUUCGGAGUCUCCGGCGGGCCGCAAAAUGGAUCCGAGGCCAGAGUUGGCCCUCUGGAGAUUCCCUCGGAAUGGUUCUGCACCCCUUCCGCCUCCGAGACGACCUUUGAGCCUGGAAACGAAGCCCCCCUAUCAUCCGAUUCAUGCAUGAGCACACGCGAUGAGCCGGGGAUGCUUCAGCCUCCGGCUGACUCCGCACCGUCUAGCGGGCAACCCCGAGACACCCCCGAGAAACGGCCCACACACUCUGACCCACCAGGGGGGUUCGGCUGUCCAGACACUCAGUCGGCCCCAAGUCCAAGCCCGAUCGCCCAUCUCCCCACCAGCCCUUCCUUGGUGGCUGUCGCUGAUGGGCUUGGCUUCCCGCUGCGCCUGAAGCCCUUUCCUUCGCCGACUCGGGCGCACAUGGGGGCCAUUUGCUUCGAUACUCCGUCUUCGACGCCGGCAACCCCCACCAUCUUUCGAGACUGCCUCUUCGGGCCUUCUCCCUGCCCGUCACCGACGUCCUACAAGGCGCUCCUUUCAGACGCACCGCUUGACGUGGAAGCUUUCUCGGCCUGCCUUCCUGCUCUCCAACGCGACGCUCAAGUAGAAUUCCCCGACGGAAAUUUCGUGGUCGCCGGGCCCUUCGUUUCCUCUCCCCAGACUCCACCUCCCGCGGCCGCGGUUGCAGACGCCGUCGACGCCCUCAUCUCGCCCCCCAGUGCCAUCAUCAUAGCCCCAUGGUAUGACGAGGGGGCAGGAGGCUGGGUCGUGGUGCAGUUCAUGAUCGCCCCAGCCCACUGCGAACUGCACUGCCCUUUUCAGGCCGCAGGGACUCCUGGCCCGGACCUAUUGGCCGCCAUCCAUGAGGCAAACAGAGAAAUCGACCUCCGCCUGGGCCGCCCUGUCACAGAGUGGGUGGUGGCCAGAUUAUUUCCGCCGUUGCACAAAGAUUUGAAGAUCGCCUCAUCUGGUGCGAUCGCCUACGGCAUCCUCCACACAGCGGUUAAUAAACGUGGCAUGCAUCCGGAGCCACCGCUGGAUGGCUGGUGGCGCCUGAAGAUGCUGGGCGACGCCGCUCUUGUGCGGCAAAGGAACGGGUCUCCCCUGCACGCUGAUCGCCAGGGCGCACUUGACUCAGUCUUGGCGACCAGCCCCGUGUCCAGCGAUCUCCAAAAUGCGACACCUGUGGCCCCUUCCCGCACUGACGUCUCCAUCCCGGGCGCCCUGUGCCCUGAGGCGCCCUCCAACGCAAAAGCAUCGACAAUCGCGAACCCGUUCAGCCUGAUCAUGUCUCGCAAGGUAAAACAAAGCGCCGUGAGCACCCCCCACACCACAUUCUCCACGGCACCAGCGUCAAGCAAACUGCCAGCCCCACUGAAGCGUCCGGAAAUGCCCGCGCUCGCAGCGAUGGUGGCAAGAAAUGCAGCGACGCUGGCGGCGUCGAUCCCUCCAGCCCAACAAACCGCACCGUAUGACGACCUGGCAGCAGUCGAAGCCCGGCUUCGCGCUGGCGUCACACGCGGCGUGGCCGCCGUUGGCUCCCUUCCGUCGACUGGAGAGAAACGUGCUCCGCCAAACGUGUCCCGGAAACGCGUUCGGGCAGGGAGCGACUUAGGAACGCCGCCACCGGCUAAGAAACGCAGGGCUUUCCUUGAGCCGCGGGGCGCUGCUCAGCAACGGGCCCUCGUUUUGGAUGCCGGGGCGGCCUGGCCCUGCGUCAGCCCAGUGGACCUGUCCGGAGGCCAAACGGACCCCGGCGCCCAGACCGCAAACGGCAGGCCGAAUGGCGGGCUCACCGGCCUGCUCAAUGGCGUCGUGGCCAAGAUGCAGCUCGCCGAGCAGAAGCUCCUUGCAAAGAUCACAAAGCGCGGUGACGACGCAGGAGGCAAGGGUGGCCGGGUCUCCGAAGCCUUGCCGCUCUCCUCCAUCCACAUCGCCCGCCUGCGCCAACCCCUGCACCACCCGCCUCCGCGAUGCCCUACGCUACUCACCCGCACCACCCUCCUCCUCGCCCUACUCCGCCCGCCCCUGCCGCCUCCUUCGUGCAGCCCGCCUCCUUCGCGCCACCCUCCUCUCCUGCGCCGCCCACUGCCCCGCGCCACCCUCCUCUGCGCCGCUCGCAUCUGCACUGCCCACCUCCGCACGCGUCGCCCGCUUGCACGCUGCCCACCACCCGCGUCACCCUUUUCCUCCCACCUCAUCCGCGUCUGCGUCACCCACCUCCACAUCGCCAAGUCCGCCCGCAUCGCCCGCCGCCUCCCUCAAGGCCUCACCUCCGCCCGCGUUGGCCAUCUGCGCCACCGCGUUGCCCGCCACCUCCAUCCCACGCUCCUCUGUGUCGUCCCAACCCACGUCGCCCACCACCUUUUCAUCCCGGCCCUCCCUGUCCUCCCGCGAGCCCUCCGCGUCGCCCCCGCCUUCACGUUCCCCACCUUCGCGUCGCCUGCCCUCGCGUCGCCUGCCCUCGCAUCGCCCGGCUUCGCGUCGCCCACCUUCACGUCCCGCGCCUCAGCCUUGCCAUCCCCUCCGUCCGCCCUCGUCCCGCCCACGUCCUCGCCCUCCUCCUCUGCGUCGCUCGUCACCGCGUCGCCCUCUUCCGCCCCCACGUCCUCGCCCGCCUUCUCCACGCCCACCUCCGUGCCCACCUCGCCCGCCUUCACCUCGCCGCGUUGCGGCCUCCGCGCGCGCGUCGCUGCCUCUUGGCGCCGCCGCGUUGCCUGCGCCCACGUCGCCCGCGUCCCGCACACCCACCCACCGCCUCUGCGCCCGCACGUCCGCGUUGCCCACCUCCCCGUGUCGCCCGCCUGCACCCGCCUCUGCCUCUGCCUCAGCAUUGUUGUGGAUGUGGUAUACCGUGUUACUUGCUAG
This is a messenger RNA of Epithele typhae, 2862 nucleotides long. RefSeq lists its product as uncharacterized. The record is from RefSeq and is a predicted model, not a curated record. The transcript is spliced from 6 exons. The coding region runs from base 1 to 2862 and encodes 953 amino acids. Lineage: Eukaryota; Fungi; Basidiomycota; Agaricomycetes; Polyporales; Epitheliaceae.